UACGAGCACGGCGAGCACUGCUGGAACGGGCCGAGCCAGUCCCUCGCCGUGACCCUCGUCUGCGGCGCCGAGACGGGCAUCCUGGACGUCGACGAGCCGUCGACGUGCGUCUACGCGGCGACGGUCGAGACGCCCGCGGUCUGCGUCGAC
This is a messenger RNA of Aureococcus anophagefferens, 150 nucleotides long. RefSeq lists its product as hypothetical. Gene Ontology annotation, biological process: N-glycan processing. Lineage: Eukaryota; Pelagophyceae; Pelagomonadales; Pelagomonadaceae. The annotation marks the transcript as partial. The record is from RefSeq and is a predicted model, not a curated record. Gene Ontology annotation, cellular component: glucosidase II complex. The transcript has a single exon.